Messenger RNA from Exophiala aquamarina CBS 119918, 3909 nucleotides. Its product is annotated as protein TIF31. Gene Ontology annotation, molecular function: protein binding; mRNA binding. The record is from RefSeq and is a predicted model, not a curated record. Gene Ontology annotation, biological process: intracellular distribution of mitochondria. NCBI's taxonomy places the organism in Eukaryota, Fungi, Ascomycota, Eurotiomycetes, Chaetothyriales, Herpotrichiellaceae. Gene Ontology annotation, cellular component: cytoplasm. The transcript has 2 exons. Bases 1 to 3909 code for a protein of 1302 amino acids.
AUGGCUGAUUCCAAUGGUGACGUGAACAACACCAAAGAAGCGACGACCGCCUCAAACAACGAUCAGACGGCUCAAGCUCUGACCAACGGCAACAACGGCCCUUUCCCCGACCACGACCAUAGCCAUGAUCACCAGCAUGACGACAACGCCGGAGCUCUGUUCCAGGUGUCUGUCAAGCUGCCCCACAAGCCUUAUACCAUGCAAAUCACUGUCACAAGUCAAGAGCAGGUUCAAGACGUGCGACAGUCCAUCGUCGAAACACCCGACACCUUCCAGUACACUUGCUUUCAUCUCGAGCACGCAGGCCUGCGGAUCAAUGACUUUGUGGAGUUGUCCGAGGUCAAGGAUCUCAAGCCUAAUGACGAAUUGGUCCUGAUUGAGGAUCCUUAUACUGAGAAAGAGGCGAGAUUACAUGUUGUUCGGAUGCGAGAGUUGAUUGGUGCCACUGGAGAUCGCUCCGACCAGUUGCACGGUAUAUCCGCAGGCUUGUCCUUGCACGACGAGAAGUUUGGCUCCGUUCUAGCACCAGCUCCUAAGUCUGAAGACAAUCCAUUGCUCGGGUAUGAGGUGGACGGACGACCAUCCCUGAACGCCAUACUGCCGGCUCGUCUGGACAGCCCACCGAAGACGAUCAAGAGUCUCUCCGUCUCACAAUGGAACCCACCUCCAUACCACCUACGACAGCGCGGUCAUUUGCUGUACCUCCAACUGACUACCAAUGAAGGCGAGCAGUUCCACCUGACCUCUACGAUUGCUGGAUUCUAUGUCAACAAGUCUUCCAGCAAUAAGUUCGAUCCUGCUCCCCGCCUAGCUCCGAAGAACCACGGCGCUCAUUCUCUGCUGACACUAAUAUCAAUCCUGUCGCCGUCCUUUAACGAAGCUUUCCUCGAGCUCCAGAAGCUAAAUGGCCAAAAAGAUCUCUUAACCACCUUUCCCUUCCAGAAUGCCAUUCCCGCUAAUCCCUGGUUGGUCCCCCUUUCAAGCUUCCAAGCGUGUCAGCAUCAAGCAGAUCCCACCCGAGCUCAAGAAGCUUAUCUUAUCGGUGGGGCGGAUGGCGCAGAGAACCUCCGCGACUGGAAUGAAGAGUUUCAAACAACGAGAGAACUACCGAGAGAGACGUUGCAGGACCGUGUCUUCCGCGAACGGCUGACAUCGAAGUUGUUUGCUGAUUACAACGAUGCAGCUGCCAGAGGUGCGGUCCUCGUCGCUCGUGGAGAGGUUGCUCCGUUAAACCCCACAGAGGGAAGGGACGCCCAGAUCUUCAUUUAUAACAACAUCUUCUACUCCUUCGGUGCGGAUGGAGUUCAAACCUUUGCGAGCGAAGGUGGAGACGAGGCUGCCAGAGUGGCUGUUGGAAAAGAUGUUGCUGGUGUCAAGGCCGUCAACCAACUUGACAUUAAUGGGCUGUUCACCCCGGGUACCGUCGUAGUAGACUACCUUGGCAAGCGUAUAGUCGGUCAGAGUAUCGUUCCUGGUAUUUUCAAGCAACGAGAGCCCGGUGAACAUCAGAUUGAUUAUGGUGGCGUGGAAGGCCGGGAUAUUGUGACUGAAAACGAAACAUUUGUUUCCGUCUUCGAAAGGCUGUCAAGGUCUCUUCGUGUUAAGAAACAUGCCGUGUGGGAUAAGGAGGGCAAACGCCAUGACCUGGAGGGCAGUGUUGAGACCAAAGGAUUGCUGGGCACGGACGGUCGCAAGUAUGUCCUGGAUCUCUAUCGCAUCACUCCACUCGAUGUGGCCUGGUCGGAGGAGAUUGAGGAAGGGUCGGACGAGGAGAAGUACCCACAUCGAAUGUCUGUAUUGAGGCUGGAGUUGGUGGAGGCCUACUGGCGCACGAAAAUGCAGGAAUAUGUCCGUGCGGAAGUUGAAAAACGCCGCGCGAAAACGACGAAUGGCAAUGAUGAUAAGCUUGCUCAGGGCAAUGAGAUCGCAACCAACGGCCACGCUGAAGAAGGGAACGAAGGAGCGGCUAACGUCGAAGGCGAAGACCAAACCUCCAAGCUAGCCCCCGCCCUUGAUCAGGAGCGUGUGGAUAUCUCAAAUUUCAACCUGGCCCUCAACCCUGAUGUCUGCAGUGGUCAAGUACCGCAGACGGAUGAAGAGAAGGAGGAAUAUGCCGCCGACGAGAAAGAGGUCCGAGCUGUGUCUGACUUUCUCAGGAACAAGGUCAUUCCUGAUCUGCUCACUGAUCUGCACGACGGUGAUGUGGGCUAUCCGAUGGACGGGCAAUCUCUCUGCCAAUUGAUCCACAAGCGUGGCAUCAAUAUCAGAUACCUUGGACGUCUUGCAAAGGCCGCUGCCGAGAAAGGUGAUCGACUUCAUGCGUUCUCCGUUGUGGUCCUCCAGGAAAUGGUUGCGAGAGCCAUCAAACAUAUCCUCAAUGGCUACCUCCGCCAUCUCCCCGCCAUCUUCGCAAGCUCGGCCAUCUCCCACUUACUGAACUCUGUCCUGGGUGCAGAUCUAAACUCCAACCCACGACCCGAACUUGAUGAAGAUCUGCGUGCGUUUUAUCCCAAUGGCGAUUUCUCUUUUGAAAAGGUAAACCCUACUAAUAUCAAGGCGGCGAUCGAGAAGCAAGUUCAGUUGCGUUAUCGAUACACUCUCCCAAGUGGCUGGAAAUCGCUUAUUCAACCCCUCCCACUGCUGCGUGAGAUCUGCUUGAAACUUGGCCUCCAACUCGCAGCAAGAGACUACUCAUUCAGUAGAGGGGAUUAUAUUGCUCUCGAUGUUUCUCCAGCACGGAGUGGUAGCGACACUCAUUCCAACAAUGGUGCACAGUCCGACGAAGGAAGCAAGAAAAAGAAAAAGAAGGGCGGUGACCAAACACAAGCUGCUACCGUCGUAAAAUCCAACGUUACAUUUACACCAGAGGAUAUAUUGAACAUUGCGCCAAUUGUCAAAGAUGCAGCCCCAAGAAGUGCACUGGCAGAGGAGGCAUUAGAAGCCGGAAAGAUUUCAUUGGCUCAAGGACAAAAGCAACUGGGCCAAGAGUUGGUUCUCGAAUCUUUAUCACUACAUGAGCAGAUCUACGGUAUUCUGCAUCCAGAGGUGGCAAAGAUGUACCACUCCCUAUCAACGAUAUAUUACCAGACAGACGAAAAGGAGGCGGCUGUUGAAUUGGCUCGCAAAGCUGUCAUUGUGACCGAGCGAACUUUGGGAGUCGAUUCACAUGACGCUAUCUUGGCGUACCUCAACCUGUCAUUGUUUGAACACCAUGUUGGGAAUACUCGACAGGCAUUGAAAUAUGUUAGACAUGCUCUUGAUGUUUGGAAGAUCAUAUUUGGACCCAACCACCCCGACUCCAUCACAACGAUGAACAAUGCUGCAGUCAUGCUUCAGUCAUUGAAGGAGUACUCUGAGUCACGAAAGUGGUUUGAAGCCUGUUACACAAUCUGCGAAGGCUUGUUUGGUCGUCAAUCUAUCAAUGCAGCAACAAUCCUUUUCCAACUGGCACAGGCGCUGGCUCUGGAUGGUGACGCGAAGGGGGCCGUGACUAAAAUGCGCGAUGCUUAUAAUAUCUUUUUGGCGGAGCUGGGCCCGGCAGACCGCAAUACUAAAGAGGCAGAGAGCUGGCUUGAACAAUUGACUCAAAAUGCUGUUUCAAUUGCCAAACAAGCCAAGCUGUUGCAAAGCCGACGUAUUGGUGGCAUUCGACAACUUCCCCGGAUGGGCUUGGGGACAAGACUCCAACCACAGAGUGCCAGCGCUGUCGCCCCCAAUGCGUCUGCCAGGACCGCGGCGACUGAACCCAACGUACGGACGGGCACUGGCAAUGCCGCCUUGGAUCAUAGGAGCAUUGAUGAAUUAUUGAAGUUUAUCGAAGGCGCGGAGACGGGCAGUAGCCCACGAACGAAGAAGAAGAAGUCACUCAAUCCGAAGGCUAGAGGGUCAAGGAAGGCCACAGCCGCAUAA